Acanthopagrus latus (yellowfin seabream) is the source of this 2675-nucleotide messenger RNA. It is a transcript of the gene fitm2, whose product is annotated as fat storage inducing transmembrane protein 2. Lineage: Eukaryota; Metazoa; Chordata; Actinopteri; Spariformes; Sparidae. The transcript has 2 exons. Gene Ontology annotation, cellular component: endoplasmic reticulum membrane. Gene Ontology annotation, biological process: lipid droplet organization; lipid storage; phospholipid biosynthetic process. The record is from RefSeq and is a predicted model, not a curated record. The coding region runs from base 94 to 876 and encodes 260 amino acids.
GCUCGGAACACCCGACGGAAAGCCUGAUUGGUUGAGUUGCUGUGACGUCAGAAUCCCUCCUGCACCGGCUUGUGUGUGGUCAGUGUUGUCAACAUGGCGGCGGUAGAUGUCAUUGUGGACAACUUGGUGACGCUGUGGAGGAUACCGGCCGUCAAACAAAACCUCCACUGGAUCUUUUUACUCAUCUCAGUCGUGGGCUCGGUUCUGAAGGAGCUGGAGCUCAUCCCGCAGACUUAUUUCAGCAGCAGCAAAAACGUCCUGAAUGUGUAUUUUGUCAAAGUGUCCUGGGGGUGGACGUUGCUCCUGCUGACACCGUUCCUCCUCCUCUCCAACUCCACCUUCAACAGAAGUGUUUCUUUCCUCGGCCGACGGCUGCUGGCUCUGGUGGUGGCAACAGCCAUCUGGUACAUCUGCACUGAGACCUUCUUCUACAUUGAGGAUGUGACCGGCUCCUGUUAUGAAACUGACACCAUGGACGUCAUCAACAAAGAGUUCACGUCCAAAGUCAGCUGCAGGCGGGCCGGCUUCCACUGGCAUGGGUAUGACAUCUCAGGACACUCCUUCAUCCUGGCCUACUCCACUCUCUUCAUCGUGGAGGAAACGGCUCCUAUGGCCUUCCUGAAGACGGCCGCUCUCUCUUCCCUGCCCAGGAUGGUCCUAAACCUGCUGUACGUGGCCUUGAAUCUGAUACUGAUCAUAUGGAUGUGGAUGUUUGCCUGCACCUCAGUUUACUUCCAUGAUAUGUCUCACAAGUUACUAGGGACCGCAUGUGCUUUCUUAGGGUGGCAUGUGACAUAUCGGGUUUGGUAUCUAAAACCUCUGUCACCAGGUCUCCCUCCUCAGCGUCACCCCAAAGAGCAGAAACAGCACGCCUAAGCUGCAGUCAUGCCUUCCUGUACAGCCAUCCUCCAAACAACGCACUACAGUUGAUGUUAUCUGUCUUCAGGUCCAAGCAGCCCACGCUAUUUUAAGUUAUUCCCUCCACACAGAAAGGUCGCUCUGUACAGGUUGACUGACUUGCAGGUCCUCCAUGGUGUUUGGCAGCUGCUGUUCCCAAAAUGACUCUUGGUAAUUUGAGAUAAAAGCAAGACGCUGCUCUGCUGCACAGCUUCAGCCUCUCACCUCCAGCCUCUGUGGCUCCCCUGCUGCACCAUUGUCCCCCCCCCCCAGUUUGCUGCCUUAUCGUGCUUUAUUAAGAUAAAUCAGUUUUUAGACAAAUGAAUGGGAACACUUGAGAAUGUUUACAGCUCCUCCAGUUCAGAUGAUGUGUAUUUUUGUAGACCAAUGUACAGUAGCUACUCAUUGUUUUUAUAGGGAACUACCUACAGAACAAAGUCCAAUCAGACACUGUAACUACUCUGGGCCCGCAUUUCAUUUAACUGAGCUGUCCAUUUUUUAUCACAUGUUGUUUGGAGUUUGUUUGUCUGUGUGUCAACACUAUACGUAAAGGCUGCUCAGAGGAUGUAGGUCUUGAAUAGCAGAUGUAAAGAAAUUCUGAAUGUGUGAUCGUACUUAAAACUGUAGUUGUAAGCCAAAUCACUUUCUCUACAGGUGCAAAUUGUAAUUAUUAUUUAAAAGGUUUUAAAAGUUCAGGCUGGAAAUAAUGACAAUUUCUAUUACAGAUUAUUCUGCAGAUUAUUUUGGAUUGUGACAUGGACUAAAACAGUAUAAAUCUAGAUAUUUACAAGUCUCCUCAAAAACACUUCAUAUAUGCUCAGACUGGAUAAUAACAUUAAUUAUCAGGAUAUUUUUGACCAAAUAUCUCUAUCAAUAUUGCGACAAUAUUGUCGAGAUGAUUAUAAGUGCUUUCACAAAAUAUUAACACUGGGUUUUUUAUAAAAUAUAUACAUCAUCAUCAUUAAUAUCAGUGUUUUGACAAAGUGGGCAAAGGCAAGUUUAAGAACAAAUAAAAGGAUCUGGUAAGUUUAGAAAUCCAGGAAAAGAAAACACCUCCGGCAUAUCAUCAUAAUACGAUAUCUAAAAUAAAGAUGUAUAGUGUCUUCAGGAUAACGAUAUAAUAUCAAUGUAUUUUCCAGCCUUAUUAGUGACAGGGGUCCAUCACAGAUCCAAAUGCCCAAGGUGAUCUCCUCAUAUGUCAUGUUUUGUCAAAGCAGUUGACCAGAGCCAAAAUACAUUUUAUUUAUUUCCACACAGGACAAAGAAAAGUACCAAAUCUUGAUGAUUUAAAGGCUCAAACUAGAUACUUCUGUGCCUAAAAACAAUAAUUAAUCAAAAUGGUUGUCAUUUUCUGUUGAUGAAAUAAUUGAUUAAUCAAAUAAUUGUGUCUGUUUUAAUUUGUGCCUGAUAAAUCUAAUUUCUUUGUGCCAUAACACUAUUAAUGUCCUCGUCAAAAGUCCUGCUGCCAUAAAUACUCACUAGAGCACAAAAUGCGUAUCAGUUCACAUCUGAAAAUAGUCCCAUACAAAUUCUGUAUUCACCACCAUGUGAGUGACAUCUUAUGAAAAUUGCAGUGCCCAGCUUGUUUAGGAAAUUACUUUGAUUUUAAAAACUAAGUUUGUAUUUAUUACCUGUUAGUCCUCAGUAGGAACCAACAGGCUGAGGCUGAGUGCCACAGACCUGGUAGGGAAGCUGUUAAGUAUUAAAAAUAAUGUUGUUGGUUUUGUUUGUUUUUUGUGGGAUUAGUUGACAAUAAUAAAGAAUAACAACAGCCUCAA